Messenger RNA from Dermacentor silvarum, 1269 nucleotides. RefSeq names its product dehydrodolichyl diphosphate synthase complex subunit DHDDS. The transcript has 7 exons. The record is from RefSeq and is a predicted model, not a curated record. Gene Ontology annotation, cellular component: dehydrodolichyl diphosphate synthase complex; endoplasmic reticulum. Bases 79 to 1113 code for a protein of 344 amino acids. Lineage: Eukaryota; Metazoa; Arthropoda; Arachnida; Ixodida; Ixodidae. Gene Ontology annotation, molecular function: ditrans,polycis-polyprenyl diphosphate synthase [(2E,6E)-farnesyl diphosphate specific] activity. Gene Ontology annotation, biological process: polyprenol biosynthetic process.
AAUCACAGGGCCGAGCGUCUGGGGAGAAAUGACCGCGUGAGACAGUUGUCGGGGCAGGCACCGCGGACAGGAGACCGGAUGAACGUUACAGCACCAGCGGUGAUGCCCGCUGAAGGGACGCAGGGCGUCAGGAAGGACGACACCGAGAUUCCGUCAACUGAAGACUUGGAGCAGCAGGCGAGUCCGCUGUGGCGCGAUCUCGUCGCGAUCUGCCAGAGGGCGGUGGUGUGGCUCGUGUCGCUGGGCGUGGUGCCCCGACACGUGUGCCUGGUGCCGGACGGUCACCGGCGCUUCUCCAGGGCCACCAGCACCGACUUGCGCCGGGUGUACGCCGUCGGGGCGUACAAGUACGCCAAGUUGCGUGAGUGGUGCUUCCGUGCCGGAGUGGACGUGCUAAGCGUCUUCAUGUUCAGCGUGCGCAACUUCAGCCGCACCACAUUCGACAUGACCUCCGCUCUGGACCAGGCGAAUCAGAUCCACGUCGAAAUUGUGGACAACGUGGAUGCGUACCGCGCGAUGGGAAUGCAGGCCUGCGCCUGCGGCGACCUCGAGCGGCUGCCCGAAGAGUUGCGCGCCAGCCUGGCCCGUGCUGAGAUCGCCACAUCGAACACACGCGAGAAGAGCCUAAAGCGGCAAAUGUCCUGCGCCGCGUACAACACCACGUACCAGAUGUCCCGGAUGGCCCUACAUCUGGCCAAGGCCGUCAAGGAAGGCGUCAUCCGGUCAGAAGACCUGACCGGCGCGUUCCUGGACGAGUACGUAGCGCUGACCGAGUGUCCCGAGGCGGACCUGCUGCUGCGGUCGGCGGGCGACCAGCGGUUCAGCGACUUCGAGGUGCUGCAGUGCAACUACGCCUACUUUCACUUGGACGCCAAGAAAUGGCCUGCUGUGGGAUUCCUCGACUGGGCACGAGCCAUGAUUCACUUCCAGCUGCACUGGCCGGCCAUACAGGCCAUCAAGGAGAGGCACAGUCGAAUGGCUUCCCACGGCAGCUGCCGAUCGGAUCCCGAGCAAGUGGUACGGCAGCGAACGUUCCUCCGGCACGCGCAGGCUGCUAACAUCCUCAACAUGGAACGACUAGCUGGUCUCCGGAAAGACGUGGUUUGCCAAUAAAACUGCACCGGCGUUACUGUAGUAACGCCAAUCACACGGCAAAAAAGCGCAAGCGCGGAACAAGUACCGACUUAUUACAAUGGAAACACACGGACCAUUUUCGACCAGAGUUACGGAUUAGGUUCCUUCAUUACAUACCCAAUUCCAUUCCGGAGA